CCUUCUCCGGCUUCUACGUGGGGGGAAAAAAAACACGGCAACGCCACUUUGCGGCUUCAAUGUCACGAUGGUGGACACCGGCGGACGUGGACGGCGAGAGCUUAGUGUCCUCGCACUGCGGACGUGGUCUUUCUCCUCCGGCGCCGACGCGAUUGUGACGUGACGACCACUGCUGCCAUGACAACAGCCAGCCAUCCCCCGCUUUGUUGAAACCAGGGCUGAAGUUCUGGACUCGGAGGAGCAACAUGUCUGCCAAGUCACGUCCAUCCUGCAGCGUCUGAGUCAUGGGAAAUGUGGAGAGCCAUACCGGCGACCAUGCCUUCUUUGGUACAGAGCGUGGCUACUUGUCACGUAAGCACAUGUCCCGGUCUCUCCGCAUCUCCAACAAGCAGUCCAGGCGCUGCCGACACCAGAUAGAGCACCGGAACUCCGAGACCAGCACGCGCUCCAGCAGCACCCCGAGCAUCCCGCAGUCCCUAGCAGAAAGUGGUCUGGAGCCUUUCAAUGAGACCAAAGUGCUGCCGGACUUUGGAAGUCCCAUCUGGGUGGACCGUGUGUCCAUGAACCUGAGGCCCGUGUCCUUCCACCAAGACCUGGCCAGUCCCACGGCGCACGCCAACACCAUGCUCAUCACUCUCCCCGGGCCCACAGCCGAGGAGGUGCAGGAUGAGGACUUGUACGCAGGCGAAGUCACGUACCUCGAGGACACCCGGGGCGUCUCGAAGGAGGCGGUCUGCUUCAAGAAGACGCGAUCCAAGUCGGCGGACACGUGGCGAGACGACAGCCUGGAGUUGUCUCUCUCGGACCUGAGCCAAGAGCACCUGACCAGCACUGAGGAGAUGAUCACUCCGGGCCAUGAGCGGGACCUGACCGACUGUGAAGGCCUCCUACGGUCCAGUCCCGCCGAUGACCGGGCAAACUCCCUGGACGAACUGUACAACCGGAAGACACCCGGUCUCAGCCAACCCCACAGCCGCUACGCCAAAGGGGCCACCAAGGAUGGCGAUGACAAGAUGAUCUUGGAGGAGGAGGGUAACACCUACAGCGCCUACACUCUGCCAUGCCGGCGCUCGCAUUGUUUAUCUGAAGGCCUGAGUGGCGCUCAAGCAACUGUGUGUGCCAGCAUGCAAGGCAGGAGGGCCAAGACCAUUCAGGAUGUGACCGCCGGCGAGGGCAGCGAGUACGAGGACAGCGGCAUCAGCGGGGUGACUGCGGAAGCGGACGAAUCCCGCCGCUACAAGACCAUGUCGGCCUCCUUUUCCGUGUGCUUGGCGGCAGGCGUUAGCAUGUUUGCCGGCAGCGACAGCGGCAGCAGCAAUGGCGGCGGAGGCAGCGGCGUGCAGGGCGUCUAUGAGAACUUCCGGCAGGAGCUGGAGAUGAGCUCCUGCCAGACGGAGAGUGUAGAGGAGGCGGCGUUGAGUGACGAGCAGAGCACUGUGAGCUCCGCCUACCAGUCGGACGCCUUGCUGAGCGCCGCGCAGGGCAUGGUGCGCAAGGCGGGAAGGCUCGCCGUCAAGAACUUCCUGGUGCACAAGAAGAACAAGAAGGUGGAGUCGGCCGCCAGACGCAAGUGGAAGAGCUACUGGGUGUCUCUCAAAGGCUGCACUUUGUUCUUCUACGAGACUGACGGCCGCUCGGGCAUCGACAACAGUAGCGUCCCAAAGCACGCCGUGUGGGUGGAGAACAGCAUCGUGCAGGCGGUGCCAGAGCACCCCAAGAAGGACUUUGUCUUCUGUCUCAGCAACUCUCUGGGAGACGCCUUCCUGUUUCAGACGUGCAGCCAGACUGAGCUGGAGAACUGGAUCACGGCCGUGCACUCGGCGUGCGCCACCGCAUUGGCCCGCUUGCACCACCGUGAGGACCCGGUGCGCCUGCUGGGGGCCGAGACCAAGAAGCUGGAGCAGAAGAUCGACAUGGACGAGAAGAUGAAGAAGAUGGGCGACAUGCAGCUGUCGGCCGUUACCGAUGCCAAGAAGAGGAAGACCAUCCUGGAUCAGAUCUUCCUGUGGGAGCAGAACCUGGAACAGUUCCACAUGGACCUGUUCCGCUGCCGCUGCUACCUGGCCAGCCUGCGGGGCGGUGAGCUUCCCAACCCCAAACGCCUCCUGGCCUUCGCCUCGCGCCCCACCAAGCUGGCCAUGGGGCGGCUGGGCAUCUUCUCCGUGUCUUCCUUCCACGCGCUGGUGGCGGCGCGCACGGAGAUGGGCGUGAGGCGGCGAGCGCACGCUAUGUCCCGCUCCAGCAGCAAGCGCAAGAGCCGCUUCUCCUCGCUGUGGGGUUUGGACACCACGUCCAAAAAGAAGACCAAAGCGCACCCCAGCAUCAACCAGGUGUUUGCCGACGGAGAGGAGCUGGUGAGGACCCUCGCAGACGGAUCAUUUGCUGACUUGGCAAAGGAGCUCCAGACCAGCGAGGAAGACUCUGGCAAGACCGUUCCGCGGCCCAGCCCAGAAAGUGACAUCUGGCUCCCCGACCACCUCACGCCCUCCUGGGUGUGUCUUCCCAACGAGCAGCCGGUGCUGACCAUCAUCCAGCCAGGGGAGUCGGCGCUCUGCGUGCUGGAGAGCAUCUGCAAGGCCCACCAGCUGGAUCAUACCAAACACUACUUGCGUCUCAAAUUCCUUAUCGAAGGCCAAGUCCAGUUCUACAUCCCCAAGCCUGAGGAGGACGUCUGUGACCUGCUCUACAAAGAAGUGGAGCUGUGCUCUAAGAUAACAAAAGUGGUGCAGUUUGACCGAGACGAGUCGUGCAUGAUUGGUUACGGUUUCUCCAUCUCGGUGGUGGAGGAGGACCGAGUGCAGCAGCUUUACAUCACAGACGUGCGGGCGGGAGGUCUGGCCUUUGCCAAAGGUCUAAACGCGGGCGAUGAGAUCCUGGAGCUGAACGGGAAGGAGGCCCACAGUCUCAACUUCUCCGACAUGAAGGCAGCGUUCUCCCGCUCCUCCCUGGCGCUGACCGUCAACACGCUGCCUCCCUUGGAGCGCCGCCAGCUCUGCUUCCUCCCGCCACGGCGCUCAGACGUGGAGGAGGAUCUCUACACAGACAUCUUCUCCCAGAGUCAAGAAGAGAUCCUGGAUGAUGGUGUCGGGCUGCUGCUGGAGAGUUCUGGUGACAGUUUGGACGACGACUCUGAGAUCUUCGGUCAGUUUGACGUGUGGACUCAACCAAGUAAACGUUCCUCCGACUCGGUCUUUGACGUGCUCCAUCUGAACACGGAGCAGGUGGCCGCUUUCUGCCGCAGCCUGCAUGACAUGAAUCCCCCGGAGAGCGUGUCCUCCUCCUCGCCCAGCCCGGACUCGCCCCUCCCGCCGCCGGUCGCCGCCCUCCGCCAGCUCUCGGACGCCGACAAGCUGCGCAAAGUCAUCAGCGAGCUGGUGGAGACGGAGCGCACCUACGUCAAAGACCUCAACUGCCUAAUUGGGAGAUAUUUGAGUCCACUGCAGAAAGAGACGUUUCUCACUCAGGAUGAGCUGGACGUUCUCUUUGGGAAUCUGCCAGAAAUGGUGGAAUUCCAGGUGGAGUUCCUCAAGACCCUGGAAGACGGCACCAGACUGGUUCCAGAUGUGGAGAAGCUGGAGAGAGUGGAGCAGUUUAAGAAAAUCCUUUUCUCCCUGGGAGGAUCCUUCCUGUACUACGCAGACCGCUUCAAGAUCUACAGCGCUUUCUGCGCCAGCCACACCAAAGUCCCCAAGGUCCUGGUUAAAGCCAAGAGCGAUGCCGACUUCAAGGCAUUUCUGGACGAGCGCAACCCCAAGCAGCAGCACUCGUCCACACUGGAGUCAUACCUGAUCAAGCCCAUCCAGAGGGUGCUGAAGUACCCUCUCCUGCUCAAGGAGCUGUACUCGCUCACUGACCCGGACAGCGAGGAGCAUUACCACCUGGACGUCGCCAUGAAGGCCAUGAAUAAGGUGGCCAGCCACAUCAACGAGAUGCAGAAGAUUCACGAGGAGUUCGGCGCCGUGUUCGACCAGCUCAUCACCGAGCAGAGCGCGGACAAGAAGGAAGUGGCGGACCUGUCCAUGGGAGACUUGCUGCUGCACACCAGCGUGUCCUGGAUCAACCCACCUGCUUCCUUGGGGAAGUGGAAGAAAGAACCCCCGGUGGCCACUUUUGUCUUCAAGACGGCUGUGGUGUUCGUGUGCAAGGACGGCUCCAAACAGAAAAAGAAAAUAGGCGGCUCUCAUCGAGCGUCGAUGUCUUCCGAAGAAAAAGACGCCUUCCGAUAUCGUCACAUGAUCCCCACACACGCCCUGCAAGUGCGCACGCUAGCUAACGCAGAUGGUGAAGGAACGUCCGUAUGCGAGGUCGUCCACAUCAAGUCUGAAUCUGAGGGAAGGCCAGAAAGAACAUUCCAGCUGUGUUGUAGCUCAGCAGAGAGCCGCAAGGACUUGCUGAAGACGGUGCACUCCAUCCUGCGAGAGAAGCACCGCCGGCAGCUGCUGAAGACGGAGAGUCUGCCCCUCAGCCAGCAGUACGUGCCCUUCGGAGGGAAGCGUCUGUGUGCUCUGAAGGGCGCUCGGCCCGUCAUCAACCGUGCAGCGUCGGCCCCAACCAGGACGUUAGGACGCAGGAAGCUGGUGCGGAACCGCUUCACCAUCGACACCGACAUCGUUUUCGACGGCGAGCCCGAGCGGGACUUCGCCUUGCCUCAAGACGCCGACAGAGCACGGGAGACAUCAGAGGAGUCGGGCGACACGGACCGCUGGGUGGAGGAGCAGUUCGACCUGAAAGAGUACGAAGACCCCGACAAGGAGACGGACAUCCUGAGCGACGAGGACGAGGAGCGAGCACGACGCUCGCGUGCACCCGCCAAUACCGACCUGGAGGCUUCGCUGGCGCCGCUGUCUCUGGAGGGAAACCAAGCAGAGGCCAUGAUGGAGCAGGACACGGGCGUCUGGGUGCGGCGGGAGCAUCCGACAUGCUCGCCUGACUGAAGCACAUCUUCUUGGCAAUGAGCGAGGAAACAUCACGUAGAACUAAUAAUCGUACAAUCACUUUCAUCGGCAUGUUUGCACACUAGGGCGGUGCUCUCAGGCCACGCCUACCUUGCCAAAUGUUUACCAUCUGAUUUCUUCUCGGCCUGGGCGAAAAUUCCAUUUUAUUCAUUCAUUUCAGUUCAAAAAUGGAUGUUUUUUUAUUUUCUUUAGGCAGAGUCACACACACGGCGAGCAAAAUAUGGCUGACGGUAACGCAAACGAGACGUUUGCUCCACAGAAAAGAAAAGUGUUGUCAGUGAUUUGGUUUUGCUGCAACAGGCGUGGAACAAAUGGCCACACGCUGCAAAGUUUGUCUAACCCGAAGCAGAAUUGUAACUCUUUACCAGGGCCGAUAAAAGGCCACUACUCCAAUAGUAAAAAAGUCAUUUUUAUUUACACAAAAUAUACAAAACUCUUAUUUUUAUCCACACAUUAAAACUAUACAAAACUGUAUUUUCAUUUACACACAUUUUUCAUUUGAAAGUUUUGUCACACAUAGGGAGCUCUUUAAUAACUAUUUGAUUUAUUAAUUUGAACAAAAGCAUCUCAGUAAAUAUGCCAGGAUUAUAAACACUAGCUACCAUUUAUCUGUUUACUUAUCUCAAAUAAUUUUACCCUCAUUAUUUGAUAUCUAUUUAAUUUAUUUAUUCGAGCAAAAUCAUGUCAGUAAAUAUGCCAGGAUUAUCAACACUAGCUACAAUUUAUCUCUAUUUUUUUAAAAUUUUAAAUAAUUUUAAACUCUAUUUAACAACUUCUUAAUUUAUUUAUUUGAGCAAAAGCAUCUCCGUAAAUAUGCCAACAUGAUCAACACUGGCUACAAUUCAUCUGUUAACUUUUUUCAAAUACUUUUUCACAAUGUUUAUUUUUUUCAAUAAUUUUACACAAAGUUAAAAUGAUAUCUCUUGUGAAAAGAGCCCACUUUGUUCAUUUUAAUAAUGCGAAGAUGCAAUAUAUGCAGGUUUUGAUUAAAUAAAAGUGAAAUUAGUAUGAAUGAUGUCAUUUGUAUGAACUGGUUUCUUUAAAAAGUAAGGGAAUAAAUUAAAAAAGUAUAUGUUUUUAGGCUGUAAAUAAUAGCAGGUUCUUGUCUGGCGUAGUUGACUCAAAUAUUUACUUUAUUAGCCCGCUUUUGUUGCGUUCAAGAGCGUAUUUAUCGUAACACUUUGUGUCAACGGUUUGGGAAUCAAAUAUAAUCCUGUCGGACUUGAAUAUUCUUUAAUGUUUCUCAGCCUUCCUUCCUUAUAGUCAACUUUCUCGCGAGCGCCGCUGUCGAGGAUUUGCACAUGAGCUACUAAAAGGUGUCAAAUGGUCUUCACUGGGAUUUUUUUUUUUCAUAUUUAUUGAUUUGUAAAUGUUUUUGUUAGCAAGAGUAAUUGAUUUUUUUUUUUUUUUAUAGAUGUUCCAAAUGUGCUGAAGCAAUCACAGACGUGCAGUUUGUAGUCAAAUGUGCUUUGGUUUUCUAUUAUUACUGAAGUGUACAUACCACACUUAUUGAUAGCAUAAUAAAGACACUUGUUUCCUACCCAGGAUUUUGUGGACAUUUUUGCACUCAACACUUCAUAAACUAAAAAAGCCAAAAGCAGUGAAGUGGUCACGUUGUGUAAAUGGUAAAUAAAAAGAGAAUACAAUGAUUUGCAAAUACUUUUCAACUUCUAUUCACCUGAAUAAACUGAGAGACUUAAUUUGUUUUUCAAAUAAUUAAGAACUUAGAAUUUAAUGGCAGCAACCCAUUGCAAAAAGGUUGUCGGAGGGUAAUUUUUACCACUGUUGCAUGGCCUUUCCUUUUAACAACAUUCAGUAAAGGUUUGGGAACUGAAGAGACACAUUUUUGAAGUGGAAUGAUUUCCCAUUCUUGCUUGAUGUACAGCUUAAGUUGUUCAACAGUCUCCCUUCUGCUAUUUUAGGCUUCAUAUUGCACCACACAUUUUCAAUGGGAGACAGGUCUGGACUACAGGCAGGCCAAUCUAGUCUAGUACCCACACUCUUACUAUGAAGCCACACUGUUGGAACACGUGGCUUGGCAUUGUCCAGCUGAAAUAAGCAGGGGCGUCUAUGAUAAUGUUACUUAGAUGGCAACAUAUGUUCCUCCAAAACAUGUACUGUAUAUACCUUUCAGCAUUAAUGGUGCCUUCACAGAUGCGUAAGUUACCCAUGGCUUGGGCACUAAUACACCCCCAAACCAUCACAGAUGCUGUCUUUUACACUUUGCGCCUAGUACAGUCCGGAUCUUAUUUUUCCUUUUUGUUCGUUCACAGUUUCCAAAAACAUCCUGAAAUGUGAACUUGUCAGACCACAAAACACUUUUCCACUUUGCAUCAGAUGAUCAGAUUUGCAUUAGAUGAGCUCGGGCCCAGCAAAGCGUUUUUGGGUGUUGUUGAUAAAUGGUUUUGGCUUUGCAUAGUAAAGUUUUAACUUACAGAUGUAGCGACCAACUGUAGUAACUGACAGCGGUUUUUUGAAGUGUUCUUGAGCCCAUGUGGUGAUUUCCUUGACACACUGAUGUCGCGUUUUGAUGCGGUACCGCCUCAGAGAUCCAAGGUCCGUAAUGUCAUCGUUUACAUGCAGUGAUUUCUCCAAACUCUCUGAACCUUUUAAAGAUAAGCAUAGAUGGUGAAACCCCUAAAUUCCUUGCAAUAGCUGGUUGAGAAAUGUUGUUCUUAAACAAUUUGCUUAGGCAGUUGUUGACAAAGUGGUGACCCUCGCUCCGUCCUUGUUUGUGAAUGACUGAGCAUUUCAUGUAAGCUGCUUUUAUACCCAAUCAUGGCACCUACCUGUUCCCAAUAAGCCUGUUCAAAUGCAAAAUGUUCCAAAUAAGUCUUUGAUGAGUAUUUGUCGCUUGCAAAAAAUAACUUUUCCAGUGUGAACA
Molecule: messenger RNA, 7839 nt
Organism: Nerophis ophidion (straightnose pipefish)
Lineage: Eukaryota; Metazoa; Chordata; Actinopteri; Syngnathiformes; Syngnathidae
Product: rho guanine nucleotide exchange factor TIAM1-like
Exons: 29
Coding region: 285-4934 (1549 amino acids)
Biological process (GO): activation of GTPase activity; small GTPase-mediated signal transduction; positive regulation of axonogenesis
Cellular component (GO): plasma membrane; synapse; cytosol
Molecular function (GO): guanyl-nucleotide exchange factor activity; protein binding
Source: RefSeq, a predicted model, not a curated record